AUGCUCAGCAUUUCAUCAACAAAGCUUGCGCUUCCACCUUCGCUGGUCGCACCUAAUGUAAUCUUCCGCCGUAACGCGCUUGGUUCUGAUUUCCCUGGUCUUAUUGUAAUAAUUCCAGCUGUUCCAGAAUCGCAAUCAUCAUCUGCUC
Molecule: messenger RNA, 148 nt
Organism: Ambispora leptoticha
Lineage: Eukaryota; Fungi; Glomeromycota; Glomeromycetes; Archaeosporales; Ambisporaceae
Source: the annotation of a GenBank genome assembly